AUGUCUGUACCUCAUGAAGUAGUGAAAAGAUCAUUAAAUGAUCCUGUGAUGGCUUCAAAUCGUAUUGCUGCUGGAACAGGCAAUUCAGGAUCAGCCUCAAAUGAACUUUAUCAGCCUCAUGGGAUCUUUGUCGAUGUGAAUUUGGAUUUAUAUGUGACAGAUAGUGGAAAUGAUCGAGUUCAAUUGUUUCGAUCAGGAAAAUCAAAUGGCAUCACAGUAGCUGGAAGUGGAUCAUUAAAUCCAACAAUUAUACUUCUUUAUCCAUCUGGAAUUAUAUUAGAUGCUGAGAAACAUUUAUUCAUUCUGGACAAUAGCAAUAGCCGCAUUGUUGGUUCAAGCUUGAAUGGCUUUCGAUGUUUAGUUGGAUGUUAUGGAAUAGGUUCAGAACCCAGUCAAUUGAAUAAUCCAUUUAGUUUUAGUUUUGAUCGUUCUGGAAACAUAUUUGUUGCCGAUUCAUCAAAUAAUCGAAUUCAAAAAUUUUUACUGAUGAAAGAUUCUUUUGCACUUUCAUUCAAUCAACCAAAGUUUUGUCAAACUGCCACUUGGAAUUCCAACGGAAUCACUUUUGCUAAUCAAUCGAUUGUUAGUCAAGCUCCUAGCGCCAUUUUCGUGAACACAAACAACACAAUUUAUGUUGUUAAUCGAGAAAAUAACACAAUUGUAAUGUGGCAGGAAAAGAGUGUCAAUCCAACAAAGAUUAUUUCUGGUAAUUUUACAGAACCCUGUUCUCUCUUCGUGGCAUCAAAUGGUGACAUUUAUAUUGAUGAUGGUAAGAAGGAUGGUCGAGUGCAGAAAUGGAGUGCAGAAACAAAUACCUUUGAUACGGUGAUGAAUGUCAACUCAUCAUGUUUGGGUUUGUUUGUCGAUAUCAAUAAUACUCUUUACUGCUCAAUGUCUGAUCAUCAUCAAGUAGUGAAAAGAUCAUUAAAUGAUCCGGUGGUGACUUCAAAUCGUUUCGCUGCUGGAACUGGUAUUAAAGGGUCACACUCAGAUGAACUUAAUGGCCCUUGUGGAAUUUUUGUCGAUGUAAACUUGGAUUUAUAUGUGACAGAUUGUCACAAUGAUCGGGUUCAGUUAUUCCAGUCGGAAAAAUCAAAUGGUAUCACAGUGGCUGGAAGUAGAUCAACAAUUACACUUCACUGUCCAAACGGAAUUGUCUUAGAUGCUGAGAAAUAUUUAUUCAUUCUGGAUUUUAGGAAUCAUCGCAUUGUUGGAUCAAGCGUGAAUGGUUUUCGAUGUUUAGUUGGAUGUUAUGGAAUAGGUUCACAACCCAGUCAGUUGAAUAAUCCAUUUAGUUUUAGUUUUGAUCGUUCUGAAAACAUAUUUGUGGCCGAUUCAUCAAAUAAUCGAAUUCAAAAAUUUCAAUAUUUGGAAGAAUCAUGUAAUAGUUCAUUAAUUAUAGAAACAAUGUAUUCGUCAUCAUUGACAUCAAAUAGUUCAACUUAUUUCAAAGAUUGUUUAGAGUUACAAUCGUAUUAUGAAGCGAUGCAAAUGAGCAUCACUAUAACUGGCCAUUACACUUUUCUAAUCAACAGCGAGAUAAAAAAUAUGUCCGCUUAUAUCUAUACAAAUAACUUCAAUCCAUUUAAUGUGUCCAGAAAUGACCCCAGCCAUAGUGUGUACUCUGGUGAUCAAAAUCAAUUGCAACUCACAGCUUUUCUUGUAGCUAACACGAAAUACGUUUUCAUUAUGACAACAUUUUCUCCAAAUGUAACAGGAGAUGUUUCAAUUCAAGUAUCUGGUCCAAAUUAUAUCGAUUUCAAUCGUAUUUGUGAGUAUUUAUAG
Adineta steineri is the source of this 1785-nucleotide messenger RNA. The record is from the annotation of a GenBank genome assembly. NCBI's taxonomy places the organism in Eukaryota, Metazoa, Rotifera, Eurotatoria, Adinetida, Adinetidae.